Messenger RNA from Lotus japonicus, 612 nucleotides. RefSeq lists its product as uncharacterized. NCBI's taxonomy places the organism in Eukaryota, Viridiplantae, Streptophyta, Magnoliopsida, Fabales, Fabaceae. The transcript is spliced from 3 exons. The record is from RefSeq and is a predicted model, not a curated record. The coding region runs from base 1 to 612 and encodes 203 amino acids.
AUGGAUCCAAACAAUAUGGCCGAAUGGGACAUUUACGACGUUGUCAUUGACGAACUUAUCAAUGACACGACUAUAGAAGAUAUGAUGCAGGAGGAGAUGGAGUUUUAUCAACAACAUGCGAACACUGUUAGGCCCAAGCGAACAAGAAAAGUGAUAGAGAGAGAUCGUGAAGCUGGGCACGAGCGGUUGUGGAUGGACUACUUCUCUGAAAAUCCUGUAUACCCGGAAGAGCUUUUCCGGCAAAGGUUUCGAAUGCGAAAGGAUGUGUUCCUCAGAGUUGUAGACGCCCUUGGGUCUCAUAACCCGUAUUUUUUACAGUCUGUUGAUGCAGUUGGAAGACAAAGUUUGACACCAUUACAAAAGUGCACUGCCGUUAUUCGUAUGUUGGCGUACGGAUCACCUGCUGACAGUGUUGACGAGUACGUUCGAAUUGGUGAAAGUUCUAACAAUGACAUUAAUGUGCUAAACCAAUCUCCUGUGUUUAAUGAUGUUUUGAGUGAAAAUGCUCCCAUGGUGAACUUUAGCGUGAAUGGAACAAUGAAAAAUGGAGUUGAUCUGGUGCUGAGGGUCCACAGAGCUACCAAGGACACGCAGAAAUUUGAUAAUUGCUAG